Messenger RNA from Aethina tumida (small hive beetle), 1946 nucleotides. RefSeq names its product zinc finger protein 92-like. The record is from RefSeq and is a predicted model, not a curated record. The coding region runs from base 98 to 1666 and encodes 522 amino acids. The transcript has 10 exons. Gene Ontology annotation, cellular component: nucleus. Lineage: Eukaryota; Metazoa; Arthropoda; Insecta; Coleoptera; Nitidulidae.
UUAAAUUGAUUAGAAGGGUAGUUUGUAAUAAUGAUAAAUAACAAGUCGUUAGUAACGACAUUGUGUAAAAACGAAAGGCACAUCAACAUAAGUCAUAAUGGAAAAUCAUCAAUUUCUUGGUUCCGAUCCCAGACUUACACUUUUUGCCAACCGAUUGGACAGGGCUGAGAACGACGGAGAAAUAGUCAUGUUCAAUCAGAUGGGCGAACACAACGCAUCCUUCGAACUAACUCAAUAUUUGGCCAGCUCCAAAGAAAUGAACUCGCCUCCUUUUGGGGACACCAGCAACUCCUUGAAAAUCAAAAUUGUCAACGGCAAGAAGGUCAAAAUCUGGCAAUGCGGAGUUUGUGCAAAGGAAUUCAAUCAUCAAUACACAUUGAUGCGUCACCUCCCCACACACACUGAUGAAAGAAAAUACCAGUGCAAUGUUUGUGGAAAGGCUUUUCGUCAAAUGUCAACGCUAUCCCAGCACAAAGCCAUCCACUCGGUGGAGAGACCAUACGUAUGCGAGGUGUGCAGUAAGACCUUCAACCGCGUAUCUACCCUGAUUUCCCAUAGAAAAACCCACACUGAUCUUAAACCGCAUAGAUGUCAUUUGUGCCACAAGGCCUUCCAUCAGAAAGGCAACUUGAGAAACCACAUCUUUACUCACACUAACGAACGACCUUACAAGUGUGACAUCUGCCAAAAAGGUUUCAAUCAAAUGUCCAAUUUAAUGUGCCACAAGUUAAAGAUACACGAUCAAGCAGAAAAGGUAAAGUUUACGUGCAAAAUCUGCGGCGAGGAGUUUCUGAAGCGCCACGCUCUUCGCAACCACGAGAGUUUCACACACGGAAUAAAACCUGACAGCGUCGAAAAUGUAGAGCACGAUAACGGAUUUCAAGAUAAUGACAUGUACGAUAACGCAAUAAUCGUCGAUGCCAUUAAGACUGAAGCCAUGCAACUGGCCUUGCAAACUAACCAAACUCCGUUUGCGUUGUUGAGACCAAUCAAUGGAAUUCCGGUUUUGGUUCGCGUCAUGGCUAUCAGUGAGGAGAAACAGAUUUUGGUGCCCGCUUCUGCCGAAGAACUGAAAAAAUGCGGACAGAUUUCCAUCAAGCCGAAGGACGAUGAUGCUACUAAUGAUGACAAAUCAAGUGUCACAAUACAAGAAGAGAAGCGCAAUGGCACCACCAUACAAAUUAAAGUACCGGUUGUUGCCACUGUCAUACAACAACGUGGAAUUGAAGGUCAAGUCUCCACCGAAGUCAUAAGUCCUGGACCAUCAGAUGCUGAGUUCUACAACUCACAGAAUUCGGAGUACCCCAAUGUAACUGAAAUUAAAGAGGAUUCUGCGGAUGAUAAUUUGAACAAUUCAAAUGUGUCUGAUGACAUUAAUUUUAAAAAUGACUUUUCAAAUGAUUUAGAAAACGUUGAUCCUGAUUUGUUGAUAGACAGUUUCAACAGUGACCUUACUAACUCUUCAACUGAUGAAAUCGAACAACUGAUUUUUAAUACAUAUGCCUCUGAAAUCGACAACUCACCUGACGAAACUGAUCAACUCGUCAUUGAUACUUAUAACAAUGAAGUUGGCAAUUUCAUAAAUGAACCAAUUCCUCAAAAUGAAGUAUCUUGUACAGACGCAAGUCAAGACUUAUUUGAAGAUAUGCAAUUCAUUUUAAUGUAAUGGUGUGAUAUUUAAGCACACUCAUGAUUGUAAUAAUUUUGAAAAUCGGUGGUUGACAAGUGAUGAUCAAAUCUUUUGGUAUUUAAAUGUAAUUUUGUUGAUUCCCAAAUUUUUAGAAAAUCAUUCUAAAUUUGAUUAGGAUAACUAGAUGUAAUUCAUUUAAUUUACUGGUAUGUAACUUUUUAGCAGUAGCAGGAUUUUGCAUUUAUAAUUUAGAAUAUUAUUUAGAAUUAUGUCAGCUUUUGUAAUUUGGAUUUGAGACAAUAAAUUUUAAAAAUAC